Prorocentrum cordatum is the source of this 1355-nucleotide messenger RNA. NCBI's taxonomy places the organism in Eukaryota, Dinophyceae, Prorocentrales, Prorocentraceae. The record is from the annotation of a GenBank genome assembly.
GGUUGACGGCGCAUCAGUUGGCAUGAAGUUGUCUGGAAUCGAUUACAAGGGCUAUAAGAUCACCGUCAAGCGGCCCGACAACUACGUCAUGCCCGACGACGGCGACCCCUCUGCGAAGCUCGACCUGCACGAGAUCUCGAUGGCCAAGCUGGUGGGCGAGCAGGCGUCCAGGAAGGAGUGGCAGGGCCCGGCGCCCAAGCUCUCCAUUUUCAACCUGCCGGACGUAAUGACGGAGCAGGUGUGCCGUGACCUGCUGAGCCAGUUCGGGAGACUGAGGAUGCUCAGCCUGAUCCGCGACCUGAACACGGGCAAGAUCAAGGGUUACGGGAUUUUCGAGUACGACGACCCCAACGAUGUGGACCUGGCAAUCAUAGCGCUCAACGGCUUCGUCUGCGGGCAGAACGUCAUCCGCGUGCAGAAGCUCGGCGGCGCGUCGCAGACGGCGGCCCCGAAGCCGCAGCCGGUGGCGGCCACGGCAAUGUCCAACUCCAUGACGCAGAAGAUCGUCUCCAACCCGGUGCUGGCCAUGCAGGUCAAGCAGGGCAGAGAGAUCGGCUCCCGGCCGAGCACCAUCGUGCAGCUCCUCAACGCCGUGUACCAGGAAGACCUGAUGGACGAUCAGGACUACGAGGACAUCACCGCAGAGGUGCAUUCAGAGGCCUCCAAGCACGGCACGGUGACGCGGGUAGUGAUACCGAAGCCAGCCAAGGACGGUUCUUUCGUGGACGGCGUGGGCAAGAUAUUCGUCUCUUUUGCGGACCUCACGGCGGCGAGGAAGUUCCAGGUCGACGCGAACGGUCGGAAGUUCGAGAAUCGCGUCGUCUGCGCUGCUUUCUACCCAGUGGAGCGGUUCAACGAGGGAAGGUACAAGCUGUGGAGCACAUGACCGCGGCGCGCCCCUUUGGCGACCGGGUGGGCCCGUGUGGGCGGGGCCCGCGGAGGCCGCCGACGACCUCCGGCGCAGCGGCGCCUCGGGCUAUAACCGAGGGGCCGCGGGCCGCCGCGCGGGGCCUGGGGGCGGAGCCCCCCGCGGCUCGGCCGGCGGGCGGCGUCGGCCCUGGUACCCGGGCAGUCUGGGCAUUGCCUGGGGGGGGGGGGUGGACGAGUAGGUCGGCGACCUCCUCCCUAUGUACGGUGAGCUGUCCCCUGCGGUGCCGCCCACCUGGUUGGCGCGCGCUCUUUUUUGGCGAGAGGGCAUGGCCAGGAGGGGUGAGGAAGGGGGAGCGGAGACUUUCCCUCCCUUCCUCUCUCCCCCGUGCUCCCUCUCUCUCUCUGCUCCCUGUGACGCGCGAGGCGCGCGAGGACUUUGACGCUCAUGCCGCUCCCCUCGACGCCCGUGCAUGAAUUGCAAAAAA